Micropterus dolomieu (smallmouth bass) is the source of this 487-nucleotide messenger RNA. RefSeq names its product protein HUA2-LIKE 1-like. The record is from RefSeq and is a predicted model, not a curated record. The transcript has 3 exons. NCBI's taxonomy places the organism in Eukaryota, Metazoa, Chordata, Actinopteri, Centrarchiformes, Centrarchidae. Bases 104 to 487 code for a protein of 127 amino acids.
CAUUUUUAUGAAAAGCUGUUUUGAUUCAUCAGUGGACCCCUACAGACUAAAGAAAUAUAAAUAAUCAAGGAAGGGACACAUUCAGACUUAACGAGCGGACUUAAUGAGCGCUUCAAAGAUAACGGUCGCGGGGGGCUGGAUCCAAUCUCAGCUGUCAUCGGGCAAAAUGUGGGGCACACCCUGGACAGGUCGCCAGUCCAUCGCAGCAGCCUCCUCUGUCUGCCAGGGCUUCCUCCACGGCGUCCUCCCGGCUCUCCCUCAUGCCUCGCCAGUCAGCCUGCCACCACACUCCUCCACCAACCCCCCAGGUCAGGUCUCCCGUGCCUCCUCCCUUCCUCGGUCCCCGGUGCCCCUCGGCUCCCUUGUCUUAGCCCCCUCUGCCCUACUUGCUCCUCGGUCCUCCGUGCCUGUGUUCCCCGCCGGCCACCUCUCCCUCACCUCCACUCCCUCAAUCCCCUUUUUCCCUAAUAAAACCUGUUUCGUCUGA